UCGUUUUCAGGCUUCUCACAGCUUUUUCAACCAUGUCAAAUAUAAUAACUUCACACGUAGAGAGAAGAAAAUACAAACAGAACCCGACAGGCCAAUCAUCCUUAUCAUCUCUCCUGCACUCGGAAGCCAGAAGGAAGGUAUAGAAGAAUCUGUCUUGUUUUCUUCUUUCUUUGCCCAGAGAGAGAGAGAGAGAGAGAAGGGGGGAGGGGGAGGGACAGGAAGACAGAUUCGUUGGAAGAAAGGCGAGAAUACAAGACCAGCAAAAUUGAGAAGAAAAAAAAUGGUGGGUCUCUUUUCACGACUCUCUGGAAGCCGAAACAGCCAUCGACGGACACAAAGCUCAGUCGAUCAGAGGGAGGUAUUGCCACCAAAUGCUGAGGCUGCAGGGGUUGCAUCAUCAGCAGCUGCUGCUCAUGGGAUUGAAGUGGCAGUAGAGUUUAAGCCAGUUGAGCACCCAAUUGAGCCUCUCAACAAUGAUCGACCAGUAAAAUGCCCACUACCAGAACCUUCUAUUCUUAAUGAUGGAAGAAUAUGGAAGGAGCGCGUGUCUGCAAAUGUGUGGAGGAAGGCGGACUUGCCAGUUAUGAAAGAAGGGUCACAUCUUGAACCUAAAGUGGCUGGAAGAAAGCAAAGACCACCCCAGUCUAAUCGCACGAUUCUACCAUCCCUUAGUGCUCCAGAGCACAAUAUCAUCCAACUUCUGGAAGAAUGUAAUGCAUCUGUUGAUUGAAACGACCUAUUGCUAGUGUUUAUAUGGAGUGAUCAUAGUUGUGAUUGUUUUUGGAAUCUAUGCUUCAUAAUGUUUUCCAUGUAUCUAUUUUUCAUUUCUUGGCUAUGAAUUGGCUUGUAAAUUUUAUUAAACAAAGAAAGACCAUAUAUAGUCUCAAAGCAUUGGGAAAUUGAAUAGUAUAUCUGUAUUUAAAUAA
Messenger RNA from Nelumbo nucifera (sacred lotus), 926 nucleotides. Its product is annotated as cystic fibrosis transmembrane conductance regulator. Lineage: Eukaryota; Viridiplantae; Streptophyta; Magnoliopsida; Proteales; Nelumbonaceae. The record is from RefSeq and is a predicted model, not a curated record.